This is a messenger RNA of Phytomonas sp. Hart1, 1259 nucleotides long. The record is from the annotation of a GenBank genome assembly. NCBI's taxonomy places the organism in Eukaryota, Euglenozoa, Kinetoplastea, Trypanosomatida, Trypanosomatidae.
CUCUACAGUGAUAGUUUGCAUUCGCAACUGCACGGAUGCGUCUUCUAAAGACUUUGUUUCAUCCAGAUGGAACAACCGAGGUGAAGGUCUCCGUAAACACUUCCGAGGACCUGUGGCAUCUGUACAAUUUUGUGCUCGUUGGCGACGCGGUACGAACCAAAACAAAGCGAAAAAUCACGAAGGAAAGCUCAAUGGGGUCCAACACCUCUGAAAUAAAAGUACUCACAUUGGAAAUACGCGUAAACAAGGUAGAGUUCACACCCGAAGAAAUUCGUGUGCACGGUACGAAUCUAAGCGAGAGUGAACAUGUGAAGCUUGGCGCUCAUCACACCCUUUCAAUCCAGGCUUUGCUUCCGCAGGAGGUUACCAUCAUCAAAAAGGAGUGGGAUACGAUCUGGAAAGAGCGACUGAAUGAUGCCUGCGAUCAGGAAGCUAGCGCGGAUACGGUAGCGCUUCUCUUGAGCUAUGGUGAGGCUCAACUUCUGGUCGUAACUCCUUCCUUUAUCCACGUCAAAACCAAAAUCAAUGUCACUAUUUCUAAAAAGCACAAAAAUGAUGGUACGGCGCGGGAUAAAUCGGUACAAAAGUUUUUCAGGCAAGUUCUGGACGCGUUGUUGGGAAAUGUUGAUUUUGAAAAAAUAAAGCUGCUGCUUUUCUGCUCACCAGGACAUGUUCGAGAGGAGUUUUUGAACUACGUGCGAAAUACAUGCCAACAUUCAGAGCAAGUGAGUAUGAAAACUAUGUUUCGUAAUCUAUCCAAAAUUGUUCUUAUUAAAAUUAAUUCCUGCACAGUUGGUAGUCUACGCGAAGUUUUUAAAGACCCUACUGUAGUCAAGCAGAUGCAGUUAACGCGAUGUGUUAAGGACAUCGCAACCUGGGAUACGUUCCAGGACACCAUAAAUAAGGAUCCGGACCGCUGUGUGUACACUCUUCAACCCGUCUACCACGCCGCGUUGGCUGGCGCGAUAUCCACUCUUAUGAUUAGCGACGCCGUGUUCCGUUCGCCCGAUCCACUGGUUAGGCGCCUUUUCCUCAGUCUCUACCAUUGCGUCCAAACAAGUCGUGCAGCGGAGGUGCGUAUCUUUUCUAGUAACCACGUGACCGGAGAGCAGCUUACACACAUGGGAAAUGUCGCCGCUAUUUUAUUUUUCGCUUGCCCUGAGCUUGAUGACAUCAAAGCGGACGAGAAUUUCAUCCACACUGAAGAAGUAGCUGAGUUCAUUCGGAAAAAUGCCCCCAAUAAAGUGACGGUGUCUUAG